UUACGCCAACACUGGGUGAAACUGAGGAAGCCGCUGGGUCCGGAAUGAUGACUGUCGAUUAUUUAACUUGAAACCAACUUCACCGCGGUUAACGCAGGCAGGUGAUGAGGAUUUUUCAAACUAGAGUAAGAGAGGCAGCAGGAGCUGAUGAGUCUGUCAUCUAUUUGGAUGCGUGCCAGUGGAUAAAUAAAACCAUAAAAGAAACGCAAAAUCCUACAUGGACAAUCGACUUUUUUUUUUUUUUUUACCUGUGCACAAUCUAUCCCAAGGUGCGGUCAAACAACCUUUUGGUUUGUUUGAUUUUGAUUAGGGAAAAAAAAGCCAGUAUACUGCUGACAUGCCUGUAGGGCUGUGGCUGGUUGACAGGCGAGCUGGGAGGCAAGUCGCUGCAUGAUUACAGUUUGUCUUUUUUUAACUGCCUGUAUACUGUAGAACCACAAAAAAAACAUGGUAGAGCUUUCAGUAUAGCUUGCUUGUGUAACUGUACAGGACACAGUUGCAAGAACACAGUAGACCUACAGGUAAGGAAGAGGAUUCUUGAAGACUGAAGAUGAAGGAUUAUGCUGACAGUAUAGCUUUUUUGGGACAGUGGGGACGUUUCCAGCAGACGGUCUUCUUCCUGCUCUGUGCCAGUAUCAUGCCCAAUGGAUUCGGUGCUUUUACCCUUGUUUUUGUGAAUGACACACCAACGCACCACUGCCUGGUUCCUGACGUCAACCUUACCCAAGACUGGCAGAGUGCUAUCAUCCCCGUACAGGUGGUGAAUGGGAAACUGGAGCAGAGCAAAUGCAGCAGAUAUAGGCUGGAUGUGGUCAGAAAUCUCUCUGCUCAGGGAUACAUCCCUGGCAGGGACGUCAACCUCACUGAGCUGGAGCAGGAGAGAUGUGUGGACGGGUGGAGCUACAGCACUGACAUCUACGAAUCUACCAUAGUCUCUGAACUGUUUUGCAUGGAUAUAUUCCAGUUUGACCUGGUGUGCAGUGAGCAGUGGAAGCAGCCGUUCACCUCCACAGUUUUCUUCCUGGGAGUUCUUUGUGGAUGCUUCUUCUCAGGACAGCUCUCUGACAGAUUUGGAAGGAAACCUGUUCUUUUUGCAACUAUUGCAGUUCAAACGGUUUUUACCUUUAUUCAAGUCUUCUCCUCUUCAUGGCUUAUGUUCACCAUCCUCCUCUUCAUCAAUGGUUUGGGACAGAUGUCCAACUUUGUAGCUGCUUUAGUGCUGGGCGCUGAGAUCUUGACUGGCAGUGUGCGGAUUCUGUACUCAUCUAUGGGGACGAUGUUAGGCUUUGCCGCUGGCUACAUGAUACUGCCACUCUUAGCUUACUUUUUAAGGAACUGGAAAUCUCUCCUGUUGGCUUUGUCUGUGCCUGCCCUGGCCUACCUCCCCUUCUGGUGGUUCAUCCCAGAGUCUCCUCGGUGGCUUCUCUCUCAGGGAAAAGUGGAGGAAGCUGAGGCCAUAGUGAGAAAGGCUGCUAAGUGGAAUAAAGUUCAGGCUCCACAGGUUGUCUUUGAAGAUUGUAGUGCUAAUGACACAAAGACUAAAGAAAACUAUGAUAUCUUCGACCUGCUGAGGAACAGCAGCAUCAGAAUGACAACACUAAUUCUCUGCUUUGUGUCGUUCACAAUGAUUACUGGAUACUAUUGCCUGUCCUUCAACACAUCCCAACUCCAUGCUGAUCCUUAUAUAAGCUGUUUCAUCUCAGCGGCUGUCGAGGUGCCAGCAUACAUUUCCAGCUGGCUGGCGCUGCGUUACUUUCCACGACGACUGUCUGUCAUCAGUACCUUGCUCGUUGCAGCAGUGUCAUUGUUCUUAAUUCAGCUAGUGCCUCAAGGCUUAUCAAAUCUGUCUCUUGCACUGGAGAUGCUGGGUAAAUAUUCCAUUACCACUGGUGCCUCAAUGAUGUUUACCUAUACAGCGGAGCUUUACCCGACAGUGCUCAGGAACACAGCGACAGGAGUCUGCACUACUGUUUCCAGACUGGGAAGCUGCAUUACACCUUUUUUGUUGGAUAUGAGUACAUAUUUUAAGUAUCUGCCAUAUAUUACAAUGGGGACUCUGGCUGUUAUGUCUGCCUUUGCUACUCUCUUCCUUCCAGAGAGUUUUGGACGACCUCUACCUGAAACUAUUCAACAGAUGUCUCGGAGAGGAAGGAUGAAGUGUCCAUGCAUCAGUAGAAAACACACCCCAGUGCCUGUGGUACUCUUGGACAAUCCUCUAUGAUUAUCUAGUGUAUGCAUAUAGCUGAGAUGUUGGUCUUGCUAUUGAGUAUCAUUACUAUUGUUUACAUACAUUAUUACAAUUUUUAUAAAUUUAGUAAGUUUUUCACUGAAAGUGAACCUAUAGUUUUCUUUUUAUUACAUUUAAUAACAUUACUUUAUUCUUCUCAAUGGGGUGUAACUUGAGAAAUAUUACA
Messenger RNA from Thunnus maccoyii (southern bluefin tuna), 2414 nucleotides. Its product is annotated as solute carrier family 22 member 5-like. Gene Ontology annotation, molecular function: transmembrane transporter activity. The transcript is spliced from 11 exons. The record is from RefSeq and is a predicted model, not a curated record. Gene Ontology annotation, cellular component: membrane. Bases 551 to 2221 code for a protein of 556 amino acids. NCBI's taxonomy places the organism in Eukaryota, Metazoa, Chordata, Actinopteri, Scombriformes, Scombridae. Gene Ontology annotation, biological process: transmembrane transport.